Molecule: messenger RNA, 510 nt
Organism: Adineta ricciae
Lineage: Eukaryota; Metazoa; Rotifera; Eurotatoria; Adinetida; Adinetidae
Source: the annotation of a GenBank genome assembly
AUGCGCACUUGUUUUCUGUUAUUAUUGUUAACAACAUUAGUAACAAGUUUCGAUCGUCGAUAUCAACAACAUUCGUCCAUACUGCGACAACUUCAAGAUCUAUUGGAAGCUGACGAUGAAGCAGAAUUUCAAGUACGACAUCGAAGUGAUCGGCGAAUGUCCGAUGAUGAUGAAAAGGAACAGUAUAUGGAAAUUCGUGCAAGUGUUGGAUCAAAUGAUACAAAUACAGAGAUCACUCUCCAAAAUCGUGCAGCUAUGAAUACACGUCUUCGUGUUCUCUAUACAGACAAAGAUGGUAGACCAGCCAUUGCUGAAACUGGUCGAUUGUGGGCUGGUCAAACAAAGUCCGUUCAACUUCCUGCUGGCGCAACAAACAUCAACAUUAUUGUUGAGAAAGAUAUAUUUUUCGAAACGUGGCGUCAAGCCUACAAAGGUACUUUAACCAACGGCAAUCAAUGUAUACGUAUUGUUGGUGUCACACUCUUUUCCAAAAUUCAUCCAUGCAAAUAA